CUCAGUCUGUUACUCUGUCUAGAAUCAAACUGCCAGAUGAGGACCCUGGACAGUGGGAUCGGAACCUUCCCACUCCCAGACUCUGGAAACCGCUCAGCAGGACGCUACCUGUGCCAGCCAGACUCCCCGGAGGACCCUGAACCCAUUUCAUCUCUCCAGCCAGUCCUUUGUACAGUCUCCUCCAUCCGAGCCCAUACCCUUCAACGAGAAGUGCCUUCCUCUGCAGACAGCCCGGGCUCUGCAGAUCACACCAUUGUUCACUCCGCAUCCGACCCCGUCAUGAUGGCCCGCGGGAUGCGGCCUCUUCAAAGUCGCCUCCCUAAACUAGCCUCCUCAGGAAAAGUCACUUCCCAAAGCAGAAUGGAGCAGAGCCAAGGCCUCAGACUUGCUCAUCAUUUGAAUAUGCUGAUAGCACAAUGGCCAAGAAGCCCCUUCCAGGCUGGGAGGAUGAAGACACCUCUGCUGGGAGCCAG
This is a messenger RNA of Talpa occidentalis (Iberian mole), 473 nucleotides long. Its product is annotated as nck-associated protein 5-like. The transcript is spliced from 2 exons. Lineage: Eukaryota; Metazoa; Chordata; Mammalia; Eulipotyphla; Talpidae. Gene Ontology annotation, cellular component: microtubule plus-end. The record is from RefSeq and is a predicted model, not a curated record. The annotation marks the transcript as partial. Gene Ontology annotation, biological process: microtubule depolymerization; microtubule bundle formation.